Messenger RNA from Pseudonaja textilis, 370 nucleotides. The record is from RefSeq and is a predicted model, not a curated record. Lineage: Eukaryota; Metazoa; Chordata; Lepidosauria; Squamata; Elapidae.
GCGAGAGGAGGAGGGGUGGGGCGAUCCCUCGCAGGAAACGGCGCGGUCGGGCGCAAGGGCUGCCCUUGGAAGAGGCAUCGCUCCGUCAUGGCGCCGCGCACGUUCCCUUUGGUCAAGUUGACGGCCAAAGCAGGACUGGCCGGCGGUGCCCUUUACCUGGUUUACUCCCAGGGGCUGCUGGGGAGCAGCGAUAAAGGCGCCCACGCCCUCCACAAAGCCAAAGCAGCUGUUCCUCCGGCAGUGGAAGAAUGGACAAAGUAUUUCGGUUGGCAGCUUCCAGCGGUUCCAAAAACUGAAUUUUCCCUCUGCAAUGCCUGGAACUCAGGUACAGUGGGCUAGUAUAGAUGGAUACCUAUCCUGCCCGGGAUUG